Molecule: messenger RNA, 1395 nt
Organism: Apiotrichum porosum
Lineage: Eukaryota; Fungi; Basidiomycota; Tremellomycetes; Trichosporonales; Trichosporonaceae
Exons: 4
Coding region: 1-1395 (464 amino acids)
Biological process (GO): peptidyl-histidine methylation, to form tele-methylhistidine
Molecular function (GO): protein-L-histidine N-tele-methyltransferase activity
Source: RefSeq, a predicted model, not a curated record
AUGUUCAAAUUCGACUUUGACAUUGAGGACGCAGACGACGAAGUCGUGAUCCCCCAGACCGCCGCCCAGGCCAGUGCCGCGGGCUCGUGCAGCAACGCCGCCGCUCAGACGAGCCGUGCUCCUCCUCAGCCCAGCCACAGCAUCUCGCUCGCAGACCUCAUCAAGACCCUCCCUGCGUCCUUUUCGUACACCCCGCUCGCCCACCCCUGCGGCGCAGAGCGCGCCCCCCUCCUCCGCCGUGACCUGUUCGACGCGCGGUUCCAGCUCGCGCAGGACGGCCACGACGCCGAAGACGAAGUCGAGUCGCCCGAUGCCGAGUCCACUCCCAAGGCCGCCGCUUCGGAGGAGCCCAAGGAGGGCGCCGAGUAUGUCGAUGCCGACACGGACCUCGUUCCGGGGACAUACGAGGGCGGCCUGAAGAGCUGGGAGGGUGGCCUGGACCUCGUCGAGGUUCUGGCUGCCAACGUUGCUGGCGAGGCGCAGGGCGACCAGGACGAGGACAAGCAGAUCGCCAACUGGGUCCGCGGUGCGCGUGUGCUCGAGGUCGGCUGCGGAACCGGUCUCCCCAGCGCAUACCUCCUCCGCGCCCUGCUCUCGACCCCUGCCACGGCAGACCAGAAGCGCACCACUCUCCAUUUGCAAGACUACAACCUCCCCGUGCUCUCGCUUGUGACCCUGCCCAACCUCGUCCUCGCGGCUCUCCGCGCCCUGCCCGCCGACGUCCUGGCGCAGGCCACCACGACCGAUGUCGAGGUGAUCCAGGAGAUUAAUGACGACGACGAGGAUGCCGACGAGUACGCCGACGAGGCAGAGGACAAGUUUGGCGACGACGACGAGGAGAAAGGCGCUCGUGAGAGGCGGACGCGCGGCGAGGUGGACGGGUUCGACGGCCGUCGUGCAGGAACGCUCGACCUCACCCCGGAGCUCCUUGCGGCGUUCACAAAGGUGUUGGAAGAGCGUGGUGUCGACCUCCAGUUCACGUAUGGUGACUGGAGCGGCAUGGCAACCACCCUCGCAGACGAGGUGCCCUACUCGCUCGUCCUCACCGCCGAGACCAUCUACGCAGAGGAGAGCCAGCGUGCGCUCCUGGACGUCCUCCAGACCUCGGCGCGGUACACUGCUCCUCUCAAGGAGACGGCUCGUGCGCCUGCCUCUCUCGAGGCCUCGCUCGACUCCCUCAGCGUGCGCGACGACUGGGCGCGCCAACCGCUCUCGGCCGAGACACCGGAGCCGGUCGUCCUUGUCGCUGCCAAGGUGCUCUACUUUGGCGUCGGUGGUGGCCUCGACAGCUUCCUCGCACAGGUGGCUGCUGAGAAGCAGGGAUGGAGUGUGCGUGUGCGCGAUUGGGUCAAGGGUGUGGGCCGUGCCGUUGUGCGAGUGGGGUGGCAGGCUUAG